UUUACCAUAACCUGUUGCCUUGGAAAUACGAAAAUGAAUUAAAUUUAAGGAAAUUUGUAUCCGAUGUUCGUCAUCGCACAAUUAUAAGGAUAAAAUCGUCGGGUCGAGCAGUUGAUUCAAAACACGAUAGCCCCAAAAAAUAUCCUUUGCAUCUAUUUUUGAGAUGCAUGCAAUGUGUUAAUCAGUUAUUUAUAUCACUUGUGUGCCGUAUCUCUGGCUGGUUAUUUUCUGGCUUGAGCCUCUCUCAGCUUCAAACGUGAUUCUUGAUCUCGACAAUGUUUUGAAUUAAAAUCAGAAUUUUACUUAAUAUUAACAAUGGACGAAAUUCGUUUUCGAAUAUCCAAUCAACUCGAGACGUUACAGGUUCAAGCAUCAGUGAUAGCACAGCAGGGACAGCAAGUGUUGGCCAGAUGGAUAACGCAGCUUCAACAACUUCUGCAGGAAUUUUACCAGGGAGAAUAUGGCCAACGACUAAAAGAUGUUGGCCAACAACUGUUGACCUGGGCUCACGCUGGAUGGGAACAACUCCAGUUUCAGUAUUAUUCACUGCAAUUCAACCCGCGUGAAUUUUAUCAACAAGUAGCCAACUUGUUUACUGCUGGAGGUAUUCUUCCAGUGUCAAGACGAGAGCUAGCCUUUUGUGUUAUUGGUUUAACUGCCGGAAGUCUUAUAGGAUUUAGCACUGGCUUAAAUUGUCACCACCCACCACAGCACAUGCACCACAUGAAAGCCAUUAUAUGUCAUCAUUACAUUGGUAUUGAGGGUGUCACUACAAUAGACGACGUGGAAAUGCCAGCCAUUCAAAAACCUGACGAUUUAUUAAUCCAAGUAAAAUCUGCAUCUGUGAAUGUCGUAGAUGCAAAAAUAUGUUCUGGCUACGCAAGGACGUACAGACAGCUUCUUAACUCUGGUAAACAGAGAGAUUUGCCAGUGAUAAUAGGAAGAGAUUGUGCCGGAAUAGUGGUUGAUAUUGGUCCAAGUGUCAUAGAUUUUGACAUUGGUGAUGAGGUGUAUCUGGCCGUUCCUUCAUGGGCACAAGGUACCAUGGCAGAAUAUUUGGUAGUUUCAGAAACCGUAGUAGCCAGAAGGCCAAAACUUGUAAACUUUGAUGCAGCAGCCAGCUUACCGUACAGUGGAUGUUUGGCAUGGGAUGCCAUUGUUAAUGAAUCUGUGAUCGCAGAAGGCAAUGCUCGAGGAAAAAGAAUUCUUGUGUAUGGUGGGACUACCCCAGUUGGCUGUAUUUUAAUUCAGCUAACUAAACUUUGGGGUGGUUAUGUUGUUGCAGCUUGUAAACAGCAAGCAAUACCUGUUGCUAAAGCUCUGGGAGCGGACGAAGUUAUUCCCUUCAACGAAUCGAAUAUAGAAAAAGAAUUAGAACUACAAGAUAAAUUCGACGCCAUCUUUUACACCGGUGGUCAACAAAUUAAAGACUGUAUACUGAGAAAUCAUUUACUACCGCAUGGUUCUUACGUAUCCACAGUACCAGAACAUUUGACAUCCGAUACGUUAGGAUUUGUUUUUGGAAGCAUAUUUUCCGGAUAUGUCAGAAUCAAACUGUUAAUACGAUACUUAUUUGGUUUGAAACCAAACCAAUGGAACGAUGGUUCAAAAAUAAACACUGCCAAUCUGGAUGCAUUGCGUCAACUCGUUGAUGCAGAUCAACUACAGGCUGUUGUUCAUAAAGCUUAUGCACCACACAACAUUGAACAAGCCUUACACGAAGCAUUGAAUCCGAAUGCUGUCGGCAGCACUAUAAUUAGAUUUCACUGACGCUUGUAUUAUUUACAGGAUAUACUAAUUCAUGGCUUGGUGAUUCAGUAAUGGUGUUACAACUAUUGCACACCUUGAUAAUACAAAUAUUUUAAUGAAUUGCCAAACCAGACAUUUAUAGUUGGACACCAGAGAAUUCAGGUAAUAUUUUAAUUACCAAGAAUUGACGUUGACGCUGAAAAGCACAGUUUCAGUCUGGCCAAUUAUCACUGGAAAUUUGCGAGUGUGUCUUCCACGUAACUUCAAAAUUGCGAUAGACUCCACUCGUAACCAGCUCAAAUUAACCCCAUAUUUACAUAAAAUGGCCCCUAAAAUUCAGGGUAUAAGAAUGGGGAGCUGUAAUACAAAGUUAAGUUUGUAAAUGUUUAUAGCAUGUUUUAUUAUCAAAUAUAUAUACAUAUAACUAGAUAUGAAGGAAAGUUUAAGAACUAAUCAUGAGUUGCCUUAACAAAUUAUAAACUGUUAAUUAUUUGAACUUUUGUGCAAACAAAAUAUAUAUACAUAAUGUUUAAUUUGAAAAUGGAUGAAUUUUUAUAUAAUUGAAGUUAUAACUGCAGAUUUGUUGAUUGAAAAUUGUUGUAAUUUUACUUAAUCGAAGUUAUUGUUGCAGACUUAUUGACAUUGUUUGGCAAGACAUAAAUGGCCAACAGUAAAAGUAAAGAAUUCAUAAUAAAAGAAUGAAUUCAAUUCAGCUAGUAAUUCAUAUCUAACGGAUCAUUUGCAUAUUAGAAAAAUUUGUUACUUGGAAUAAUUAUAAUUCGAAAUUUUACUUGAAUUACUUUGUUGUAAAAAUCGACAGACCCAGGGCAGACCUCUUAACAGAGGAAUUUAUACUCCUGAGUUGCAUGACAAAAUUUUGAGAUAACUUUCCAUUUAUUUGGCUUUGCCUCGAAAUUUACCUCGUCCAGCAGGUUUGCCUUUUUUCGCUGGUGUCUUUUUGUCAUCGGCCUGUUGUGUUAAACAAAAAAUGAAUUAAUAAAUAUGUCGUGGUAAAUCUGAGUGUUAGAUUCCUAAAUAAGGCAAGGCAGUAAAACCUCUUUAGUGGCAACUCCCAGGGGAAAAUGUUAAUGCAGUUAAUAGUUCCUUGUCAAACAUGACAGGGACGAAUCAUCAAACAUCUAAUAAAAAUGACUUAUCUUUAUUUAUCAACAAAAUUUAACUAAAGUUACGAAAUUAAGAUAAAAUUUUUUGAAAUUAUACAAACUUAUUAUAAUGUUGACUUGAUACAUGAAAUUCCAAGCUCAAUAAAAAUGUUAUCUGCUUUUA
Messenger RNA from Neodiprion virginianus, 3036 nucleotides. Its product is annotated as reticulon-4-interacting protein 1 homolog, mitochondrial-like. The transcript is spliced from 8 exons. The record is from RefSeq and is a predicted model, not a curated record. The coding region runs from base 316 to 1770 and encodes 484 amino acids. Gene Ontology annotation, cellular component: mitochondrion. NCBI's taxonomy places the organism in Eukaryota, Metazoa, Arthropoda, Insecta, Hymenoptera, Diprionidae. Gene Ontology annotation, molecular function: oxidoreductase activity.